UCUGGCAUCAUAGGACAGGACCUGGAGAGACAGCUUGCAGAGAAAGGCUACUGCACAGGACAUGAGCCAGACUCCAUGGAGUUUAGUUCACUGGGUGGCUGGGUCGCCACCAGGGCUUCAGGAAUGAAGAAAAAUGUCUAUGGGAAUAUUGAAGACUUGGUUGUUCAUGUGAAAACAGUGACUCCCAGAGGAGUGAUGGAGAAGAGCUGUCAGGUUCCCAGGAUCUCUGCUGGACCAGACAUCCACCAUUUUAUCAUGGGCUCAGAGGGUACUCUAGGUCUUAUCACAGAGGUGACGCUGAAGAUCCGUCCCAUGCCUGAGUGUAAAAAAUAUGGAUCCAUUGUAUUCCCAAACUUUGAAAAUGGUGUCAAGUGUUUGAGAGAAGUUGCCAGACAGAGGUGUGCCCCUGCCUCUAUAAGGCUGAUGGAUAAUGAACAGUUUCAGUUUGGUCAUGCAUUGAAGCCUGAGGCCUCUUCCAUCUUCACCAGUUUUGUAGAUGGUAUCAAGAAACUGUACAUCACCAAAAUCAAAGGUUUUGACCCUCACAAACUUUCUGUGGCUACACUGCUUUUCGAGGGAACCAAAGAGGAGGUGGAAGCUUCAGAGAAAAGAGUUUAUGAUAUUGCUGCUAAAUUUGGUGGCAUUGCUGGGGGUGAAGACAAUGGACAGAGGGGCUAUAUGCUCACCUUUGUUAUUGCCUAUCUUAGGGAUCUUGGGUUCGAGUACUAUGUUGUUGGAGAAUCAUUUGAGACAUCAGUACCUUGGGAUAGAGUACUUGAUCUAUGCCGCAAUGUUAAGGACAGGUUGCAGCGGGAGUGUAAGGAGAGAGGAGUACAGUACCCACCCCUUUCCACCUGCAGAGUCACUCAGACCUACGAUACUGGCGCUUGUGUGUAUUUUUACUUUGCCUACAACUACCGUGGCCUGUCCAAUCCAGUACAGACAUAUGAGGACAUUGAGACAUGUGCAAGAGAGGAAAUACUGGCCAAUGGAGGCAGCAUUUCACACCAUCAUGGAGUUGGAAAAAUAAGAAAAAGAUGGUUGGAGCGCACAGUGUCUAAAACCGGUCUGGGUAUGAUGAAGGCUGUCAAGGAAUAUAUUGACCCCAAAAAUAUAUUUGGCAGUGGCAAUCUUGUUGGAGAUGUGGAAGGUGACCGUCACAUGACAGCUUCUCAUCACAGUAACACAGUUAUGCAAUCAAAACUGUAGGAGGCAGCACUAGUCAAUAUUUUCAAUCAGAUUAAUGAUUGUUCCAAUUAUUUCAUUCAUAGACAUUAUUUAGAUGAAAUUUUAACUCAGUUUAUACUUAAUUAUGCCAAAGUUUACAAAAGUCCAAUCCAUUUAUGUUUUUUUUUCUUUUAAUUUGCUUGAACUGUUACAUGCAGUGGAAGUUUAUUUCCAUAUAGUAUACCAUUAUCUUUAAAGAUAUUCCUACAAUUUGGACUUACCUUCAUCUUUUAAAAUGUAAUACUGCAUAAAAGUUUUCAUCUAUUAUUUUGGAUAAUGAAUAUCUUUAAAGAUAAUUCAGUUAUAAAAAUUGCAGUUAUUAAUUACUAUAUCAGCAAUUUAUGUAUAGUUAAUUGUAUCAAUUUUGGUAAAAAAUGGAAUUAUUUUAGGCAGUGAAAGUACAUAUGCAUGGAAUUUUUACUUCGAAUCCCUUUGAAUUAUUUCCUCAUUAUAAAUAUAUAAUUUUCAAGUGUUCCUUCCACAACACAGCAAGAAAUGAAAUUAUUAAUAAUUUGUGGGAAAUUUAUUUUUUGAAUGACAGUUUUUUAUGAAAAAUCUAGCAUGAAUUUGUUGAAUCCUCUUCAAUAGUGUAUGGUAAAGGAAGUGAUUGAUGAAUUGUAAUGCAUUCUGCAAGUUAGGCACGAGUCAGAAUAUAGCUUAUAGCGGCGCACAAGCCAAGGUACGCCGACUUCCAAAUACGUGUCUUUAACAUAUGUUGAUUCAGUCAUGAACUGAAAUUUUGUAAAUCUUAAUCAUUACUGCUAGGUAUCACUUUGAUAGGUUCAGAUAUGAAAGAUAUAUGAGGAAUA
Messenger RNA from Lingula anatina, 2036 nucleotides. RefSeq names its product alkyldihydroxyacetonephosphate synthase, peroxisomal. The record is from RefSeq and is a predicted model, not a curated record. Gene Ontology annotation, cellular component: peroxisome. Gene Ontology annotation, biological process: lipid biosynthetic process. Gene Ontology annotation, molecular function: FAD binding; alkylglycerone-phosphate synthase activity. Lineage: Eukaryota; Metazoa; Brachiopoda; Lingulata; Lingulida; Lingulidae.